AUGGCCAACGGGAGAUGGGCGGGCCCUGGCAGAAUUACUGCUAGUGUCAGUCACCUUCGAUCGUUGGGCAGGUCCAGAAUCAGCAUCCCCAAACUAUCAGCCCACUGUAAAAGCCCAGCCCCCAAGCGCCAUUGGAUUUCUCGUUUCGACGAACAGCAACGCUGGGCAGAAUCUCUGGCUUCUGAUUGGUCCGUCGAUUUAUGCAGCAAUAUAAAACAUCUCUCGCCGCCCCAAAGGUGGGUUGCGGCACAAGUGCAGAUCCUUGGAGGUUUCCUUCUUAUUCCGGCGGCCCACUGUUUAGUAGACAUCAUGAAAACAUCCAUUCGGUGGAGGAUUUACUUCCUCGGGCUUCUUUUAGCUGUCACUACGGUUACGUCUCAAGAGAAUGAAGUUGGAAAGGGCUGUACGUACGAUGACAGAGUAUACGCAGAGGGUGAAGUUUGGCACCCGGAGGUAUGUAAGAUCUGUCAGUGCUCCAAUGGAGAGGCGACCUGCAAAGACGAGGUCUGCCCCGAACCGAACUGUUUGGAUGCAGUGGCAAUUGAAGGGAGUUGUUGCCCUAUCUGCCCGGAUGCUGUUGUCGCAGAUGAUCUUGCCAAGGAAAAACCAAUAGAAGUAGAAUCUGAUGCUCCAGAAGGAGUCCAAGGACAAUCUCCAUUUGGUGGCGGUGAAAAAGCUGGUGUAGCGCCUGCAGGUUUCCCAAGCCACUACUAUGCCGCUGGAAAUCCAGGUCCUCGUGGUAACACUGGACCUGCUGGACCUCCAGGACCCCAAGGAUUUAUGGGACCACGCGGUGAACCCGGAGAGCAAGGACCCCCUGGAUCCCCCGGACCACGUGGACCACCUGGCCCUAACGGACUUCCCGGUUUGAACGGAGAAGAUGGACGUGAUGGAGAGGCAGGAACUCGUGGUUUACCUGGACCCAUUGGACCACGCGGAUCUCCAGGACUUCCAGGACUUUCAGGAGCUAAAGGACAUCGUGGUUUCCGAGGACCUGCUGGCAAGAACGGAGACGCUGGUGCUGCUGGAGAGAAAGGUAACACUGGACCUUCUGGUGCUCCCGGUGCCCCCGGACCACAAGGUCUUCGUGGAUCCCAUGGAGAGCGCGGACGUGAUGGAGCUCCUGGACCUGCAGGUAUCCGUGGUAAUGACGGACAACCUGGUGCUCCCGGACCAGCUGGACCCAUUGGACCACCCGGACCUCCUGGCUUCCCCGGUAUCUCUGGCGCUAAGGGAGAUGCUGGACUUGCUGGACCCCGUGGUACUCAAGGUAUUGCCGGUGGACGUGGUGAGAACGGACUUCCAGGACCCCCAGGUCCAAGUGGAAACCCAGGUCUUCCUGGAGAGGCUGGAGCUUCUGGUGCAAAAGGUGAUCGCGGAGCUAUAGGACCAGCUGGUGGCCCAGGAUUCCCUGGACCUCAAGGACCUAGCGGACAAAGCGGAAAUCCUGGACCCGCCGGAGAGAAAGGUGAUACUGGAGUCGCUGGCGGUCCCGGCCCAAGCGGAGAGAUGGGACCCCGUGGAGCACCCGGUGCUUCUGGAGAACGCGGUGUUGCUGGACUUUCUGGACCUGAAGGAAAGAGAGGACCUGCUGGACCUCCCGGUGCCCCUGGACCCCAAGGAAAUAUUGGUGAAAGUGGUGCUCCCGGUAUGAGAGGAUUCCCUGGAUCUCCAGGUAUGGCUGGUGCCCCCGGACCAUCUGGUGAGCGUGGCGCAUCCGGAGAACGCGGAGAAACAGGAAAAGAUGGACUUAUGGGACGUCAAGGUAGACGCGGACCAGCAGGACCACGCGGUUCAAUGGGAAAACCAGGACAAGAUGGAGCUAUGGGCGCACCAGGAGAACCUGGUAACCCAGGAUUUGAUGGUAAAACUGGAGAACAAGGACCCCAAGGUAUUCAAGGUCUUCCUGGACUUCAGGGAUUAAGUGGACCACAGGGUGAUCAGGGACCUGCUGGACGUGAUGGUGACACUGGACCAAUUGGAGCUCGCGGUCUUACUGGUGAAUCUGGCCCACCCGGAGAAGCUGGACCAACUGGAGCACCUGGACCUUCAGGACCUCAAGGAGAACGUGGUUUGCCCGGAAAUGCCGGAUCCCCAGGCUUCCAGGUGAGUUGCAACUUGAUAUGA
This is a messenger RNA of Acanthosepion pharaonis, 2127 nucleotides long. NCBI's taxonomy places the organism in Eukaryota, Metazoa, Mollusca, Cephalopoda, Sepiida, Sepiidae. The record is from the annotation of a GenBank genome assembly.